This is a messenger RNA of Bactrocera dorsalis (oriental fruit fly), 3135 nucleotides long. Its product is annotated as protein Optix. Bases 1230 to 2606 code for a protein of 458 amino acids. The record is from RefSeq and is a predicted model, not a curated record. Gene Ontology annotation, biological process: regulation of transcription by RNA polymerase II. Gene Ontology annotation, cellular component: nucleus; transcription regulator complex. Gene Ontology annotation, molecular function: DNA-binding transcription factor activity, RNA polymerase II-specific; RNA polymerase II cis-regulatory region sequence-specific DNA binding. The transcript is spliced from 4 exons. Lineage: Eukaryota; Metazoa; Arthropoda; Insecta; Diptera; Tephritidae.
UCGAUUGCAGUGCUCGGGGUGUCGAUGUGUUGGUGUGGCGUACGAAUGAGCAUACGCUACCAGUUGGUUAUCUCCAUUCCGUAGUAUUGCUUACAAUAAUACUGGCAUCUUGCUAUUGUUGUAGUUGUUAUUAGCAUUGUACGCAGCCGUUGCUUCCGCCACUCUGCGCCUCCACCACCAAUAGCACAACAAAUACAAACAGCUUCGUCAUCGGGGUAGUCGCUGUCGGCUUGGUAGUGAGCUCAGUUACAGGCCAUUAUUUGAUUUUGUUUGUUGACGGUUGCGACAACGACAACGACAACGAUUCGAGUGCUGCUCGAUGCCAGCACCGUCGAUACGAAACGCAAAACGAGUUUGGUGAAACGAGUCCGAUAAUUUACACGCAGGCGUCGCCGCAGCAGCUACGGCAACAACGGGAGCAGCUGCCGUAUUGGCAGCAUCGGUAGCAACACAACGGUAGCAGCGGCACCACCAGUGACAGUGGCUAUCACAAACGCAGAAGCGGUGGCAGUUAAUUGGCAUUCGCCUACUUGCAAAGCAUACCUACGCGUGGACGCGCAAUAACCCCGUCGCCAAAGUAGCACCGAUCGGUUCGGAGUGCAGUGAAUAAACCGCGGUCGCAUCAAUGUCCUAUCCGGUUCCGAUUGCCUGCUAGAUCUUACACUUAGCCGUGGAUUAAUUCGCAGGCCAUACGCCACGUCAAAACGGUUCAGAAAAUAGCUUCAGCCUACAAGCCGAACUGGCGGAGCAGUACUGUGAAAUUGGGUGUGAAUUCGUACGAUCGAACAGCAAAAGUGUUGAAAAUUAUUUCAAAUUAUUUAAAAUGUAAAAACGAAUUUUUAUGCGAGUUUCAAAUGUGUUGUGAAUUGAGUUAAACAAAUGGAGAUUGUCUAAAUAUUCGAAAUAUUAUUUAAAUUCACAGCUAAAAGUGUCCAUGAGAAAUGAAGUGUGGUGUCCUUUCAUCAGCUGGAAAUCGACACAAUCGAUCCAAUUGAUUUUUUAUUGUGAUUAAUAAACUGAAUGCAAAUUUGUAAAGUUCGUGUGCUGUAAUUGACACAUGUAUGUGUGUAUUUUAUAUUUAACUUCAAAUCGGUGUGAGAAGUUCGAGAGCAUAGCGGAUUUGUAGUUAUUGUUAUAGCUUUUGUUACUCUUACCGCCGCUAAAAAUUGCAAAACAUUCGUGGCCUGGAAUAGUAUGCGAAUUUGUUCACAGUGGAUUCAACGAAUAAAAUGGCCGUUGGACCGACGGAGGGCAAGCAACCUCCCUCAGAGACAUUCUCGCCCACACACCAGAUUAUAGCACCGAGUCCGAUCUUGGCAGUGCCAACGCUCGCCUUCUCCGCCGCACAAGUGGAAAUUGUCUGCAAAACGCUGGAGGACUCGGGGGACAUAGAGCGUUUGGCGCGCUUCCUCUGGAGUCUACCGGUGGCCUUGCCGAAUAUGCAUGAAAUAUUGAAUUGUGAAGCCGUACUCAGGGCGCGAGCGGUUGUUGCUUAUCACGUCGGAAAUUUCAGGGAGCUUUAUGCAAUAAUAGAAAAUCAUAAAUUUACAAAAGCCUCUUAUGGCAAAUUACAAGCAAUGUGGCUCGAAGCCCACUACAUUGAAGCGGAAAAAUUGCGCGGUCGAUCACUAGGUCCUGUGGAUAAAUACCGAGUGCGAAAGAAGUUCCCUCUACCACCCACGAUCUGGGAUGGUGAACAAAAGACACAUUGCUUUAAGGAGCGAACGCGAAGUUUGCUGCGUGAGUGGUACCUUCAGGAUCCGUAUCCGAAUCCGACAAAAAAGCGUGAAUUGGCGAAAGCAACCGGCCUCAAUCCAACUCAAGUGGGGAACUGGUUCAAAAACCGGAGGCAGAGGGAUCGAGCUGCUGCUGCCAAAAAUAGAAUACAACAUAAUCAAAAUAAUUCUGGACUCAUUUGCCGUAGUCGCCGGCCGGAUGGAGCACCAUCCCCGAUAGCAUCAGAUACAUCGGACUCAGAUAUUUCACUGGGCACCCAUUCACCUGUUCCUAGUAGUAUUCAGCUACAGCAUAGUCCUGGCUCCACAUCGAACGGUGCCAACGAUCGCGAAGAGAGUCUCAGUGUCGAUGAUGACAAACCGCGCGACUUGGCCACCUCCAUUGCGGCUAGUAAUUUGGUAGCAGCAUCCACAUACGCCACAGCCACACCAUUAUCCACCUGCUUGCCACCAUUCAAAUUGGAUACAGCGACCAGUCUCUUCAAUGCCGGUUGUUAUUUACAAAGUUUUAGUAACCUCAAAGAAAUGUCUCAGCAAUUCCCCAUUCAACCGAUCGUCAUUAGACCACAACCACAAUUGCCGGCGCAGGCGCAUGGCUUGAAUGGCAGUCACCUGCACGCCGCCAUAAACUAUCCGCCACCAGGAUAUGCGGUGGAUUGCACACCUCCGAAAAUACGUGUCAAUUCUCCAGAAAAACUCAACUCGACAGCCAACAGCAUAGCGGCUACCUUAAGUACCGUUGCGGCGUUGCAGGACACCUCGGCAUAUCAGCACCAUCAUCACAGCGCCCAGCUCUUGCAUCGACCAUUCUCCACGUCACCGGAUUUGCCGCUCAACAACCACAAUGCCGCACCGCCGGAGAUCACAUGAUACACCAGCCGUAGGCACCCAUACAAGCACUAAUACUAGGCACCACUUCAAUUAGUAGAUCUUCGCUCUCACUCUCUCUCUCUCAACAGAGCCACACAAGUUUGCAGAAUCCAAAUAAGGGUGUUAUACUGAAUGAAUCUGGCAUUUUAGAGAGCCAGUCAAAAAUUUCACAAUGAAUUAUAGUUUUCGGCGAGUGAAUAGUUUCCGCCUCUUUCAGACAUCACAGCUUAUACGAGUACACAAAAAUUUUAAUUUUUCAUAUCAAAAACUCUUGUUCGAUUCCUCCAGAUUUUGGAAUGGUUUAGACAUUGUAGGACAUUGCACUAAAGUUGAAUGUAAUAAUCUGGUUUAUAUAUCUAUGUACAAGGGUGCUCUCUGACUUUCCCUCCUCGUUAAGGUUUUAUCACUUUCAUGUUUCACAUGGCUAACGGUUUUAUAUACAGGGGAGUGGUACUUAGAUGGUUCAGUUUUCAAAAAUAAUUUUUUUAUAUAUCAAUUUAAUUUAUGGAAAAUAGCGAUAUUUUGAAUA